Messenger RNA from Arabidopsis thaliana (thale cress), 1281 nucleotides. Its product is annotated as tRNA-splicing ligase, putative (DUF239). Bases 1 to 1281 code for a protein of 426 amino acids. The transcript has 8 exons. The record is from RefSeq and is marked reviewed. Lineage: Eukaryota; Viridiplantae; Streptophyta; Magnoliopsida; Brassicales; Brassicaceae.
AUGAUCGGUCGAAUAAUGGCCAAUUUAAUUGUGCUAUACAUUCUAGUCAUAGAAGCUAUGAUAGUCAUAGGAAGCGAGUCUUCUGAUUCUCGUGAUGCUGAAAUAAAUCGACUCUUGAAGAAACUCAACAAACCUUUCCUUAAAUCCAUCAAGAGUCCAGAUGGAGAUAUCAUAGAUUGUGUUCAUAUGAAAAAUCAUCCCAUUUAUGAUCAUCCUUUAUUCAAAAACCACACCAUUCAGAUGAGACCAACUUCUUACCCAGAAGGAUGGAGCAAUAAAGAUUCAGAUAACGAAAAACAUAAAAUGGUUCCUCAACUUUGGACAAUCAAUGGAAAAUGUCCAAAAAAUAGUAUUCCCAUCAGAAGAACGAGAAAAGAAGAUAUUUUACGAGCAAAAUCAAUUGAAAGGUUUGGGAAAAAAGAUCCCAACAAUAUCCAUCAACAUAAACCAACGAAUCCAACUAAUAACGACGGUACACAUGAGUAUGCCAUACUUAAAGUGGGAGAAAAUUCUCCUCGAGCUAAAUUUUAUGGAACCCAAACGCUUAUAAAUGUGUGGAAGCCUUUUGUACAACAUAGAAAUGAAUUUAGCUUAUCACAAAUAUGGAUGUCGGCUGGAAGUUAUAGGCCCUAUGGUUCAUCCAAAUGGACAAACAAACAGGACCAUAGUACUCAACUUGAAACCAUUGAAGCUGGUUGGCAGGUGUGCACUGUACUUUAUAAUGAUACUAACCCUCGAUACUUUGUCUACUGGACUAAUGAUUCAUAUACACAACAUGGUUGCUAUAACAAUCUUUGCUCCGGCUUUGUUGUUGUCAACCAAGCAUUUGCUCUAGGCGCGGCCGUUCCUGAAGUUUCUAUCCGUGAUGGUCUACAAUACGAAAUUUUCACAAGUAUAUGGAAGGAUCGUAGUUCAGGAAAUUGGUGGUUGAAAUUUGGUACUCAUUUAAUUGUUGGAUAUUGGCCUUCUUCAUUGUUCAAUCGCUUAGGAGAUGCUGCGAGCCAAGUUCAUUGGGGAGGCGAAAUAGUAAACGUAAAGGAGAACAACCAACACACGUCAACACAAAUGGGAAGUGGGUCGUUUGCAAUAAAUGGAUUUAGAAAGGCUAGUUAUUUUAGGAAUAUUUUAGUACUUGAUGAAAACAAUACUACGAAGCAACCUGUAGGUGCUUCUACAUCUGAGACGGAAGGAAGUUGUUAUGACAUCAGGUAUCGCACUGAUCAAGCAUGGGGAAGUUUCUUUUACUAUGGUGGUCCUGGUCGAAGUCCUUUUUGUGCUUGA